AUGUCGCAACAAAUCAAAGCUGUUAUUGUUCACAAACCUUUCGGCGAAUUUAAAUUCGGUCAUGUCGAUAAACCAAUUCCGAAACCCAACGAAUUGUUAGUCAGAAACAAAGCGGUUGCAAUCAAUCCUGCUGAUUGGAAAUUGCCAAAAUAUAAUAUCCUGAUUGAAAGCUACCCGAUUGUGCUUGGUUGCGAUGUAGCUGGAGUUGUCGAAUCUGUCGGUUCGGAAGUUACCAAAUUUAAACCAGGAGAUUCGGUGUUCACGUUUACUAUCUUAGGACGGAAUAAUGGAUAUGGGGCUUUUGCUGAAUAUUCUUUGUAUGACGAAAAUAUAUCGUUUCGAAAACCCGAACAUCUUUCAUUUGAAGAAGCCUCUACUUUUCCUGUUGGCUUGCUUACAGCAGCCCACGGAUUGUAUCUUGCGUUGAAGUUGCCUCUUCCUUCCAAAAAGCAUAAAUAUGCGGAGCCUGAAUAUAUAUUGAUCUGGGGAGGUGCUAGUUCAUGUGGCGCCUACGCCAUCCAACUCGCCCGUUUGUCAGGUUUGACGGUAAUUACGACAGCAUCCACACAUAAUACUGAGUACCUAAAAUCGCUUGGAGCGACUUACGUCAUCGACUACAAAGAUCCCAAUGUUGUCUCUCAAAUCCGUGCUCUAAUGAAAAAUAAACUCAAAUACGCAUUUGACACCAUCUCUGCGGAAUCUGCCACACUUGCCGCAGAAACUUUAUCUGACGGAGGCAAAAUAGCCCAUAUUGCAGGAGCUCCUACACUAAAAAAUGAUAAGAUUGAAGAUUUUGCAGUCAAGUUGGGCUCAUUAUACAAUAACCCCGAAUUGUACAAAGCUACUAAAGAUUUAAAAGAAGAGUUUGAGCUACUGAUUCAUAAUGGUUUGAUCAAGAGUAAUGUUGUUCAGUUGGUUUCUGGAGGUUUGGAAACUGGUGUUGUAGAAGCUUUGAAGCUUAGUGAAAAAGGUGUUAGUGGUAAAAA
Ambispora gerdemannii is the source of this 986-nucleotide messenger RNA. The record is from the annotation of a GenBank genome assembly. NCBI's taxonomy places the organism in Eukaryota, Fungi, Glomeromycota, Glomeromycetes, Archaeosporales, Ambisporaceae.